AUGCAAACGAUUCCUUACGGAAGUACUUUAAAUCAGAUCAUCGAAUUCUUUGGGCAGGAACCGAUGGGCAAGGAUCCGCUGUUCGUCUACAUUCACGGCGGAUACUGGCAGGUGGGAUCGCCACGUUUACCCAUCGGCUUCAUUAACAACCUGAUUUCAAAGAAAAUGGCAGUGGCAUGCAUCAGUUAUGACCUGGCUCCAGAGGUGUCUAUGGCGGCCAUCGUCCAUCAGGUUACCACCGCUGUCAGAUUCAUAAACGAGCAUUGUGAGAAGAAUUCCGCCAAAAGUUUUUAUUUGUGUGGUCAUUCCGCUGGAGCUCAUCUUUGUUGUAUGGUCUUGCUUAACUGUACAGAUGCUCAUGUGCGUUGUUUGGAAGGGCUCAUUUUACUCAGUGGUAUAUACAGUCUGUCUCCUAUUUGUGGCACUUACAUUGCGGAGCCUCUUCAAAAGUUGUUUGGAAAAGAGCUGCAUAUAGCCGUUGGCGAAUUCGAAAGCAACACAUUCAAGCAGAACAGCAAAGAUUUCUACUUGAAGGUUCAGAAACAGUCCCAUGACGUACAUGCUAAGUUUUCUGUGCUACCUGGCGUAGAUCACUUCACGUUAAUCGAAACGCUUGAUGAUUUGGCCUCAAGUUCUACGAAGUAUAUCCAUAACUGCAUUAAUUGCAGUAAAGUGCAGCCUUUGGAUACGCAGGCAUUUCCAUAA
Molecule: messenger RNA, 705 nt
Organism: Soboliphyme baturini
Lineage: Eukaryota; Metazoa; Nematoda; Enoplea; Dioctophymatida; Soboliphymatidae
Source: the annotation of a GenBank genome assembly